Puntigrus tetrazona (Sumatra barb) is the source of this 2094-nucleotide messenger RNA. RefSeq lists its product as uncharacterized. Bases 204 to 1217 code for a protein of 337 amino acids. Gene Ontology annotation, molecular function: G protein-coupled receptor activity. The record is from RefSeq and is a predicted model, not a curated record. Gene Ontology annotation, biological process: G protein-coupled receptor signaling pathway. NCBI's taxonomy places the organism in Eukaryota, Metazoa, Chordata, Actinopteri, Cypriniformes, Cyprinidae. The transcript has 2 exons. Gene Ontology annotation, cellular component: membrane.
ACACAUUUCCUCUUGCGCGUUAGUUGAUGUUAGUCAUGUGCUGAGCUCAUUUACAUUAAAAUAUGCUCAUUUUUAUGGGGUUUUUUAUGUUAUUCCUGUAUCAUAUGAGGCCAUGUUCCUGUAGGAAAUGAAGUGAAUUGAGUUGUCCCUGCGGUCAGCAGUUAUUUGGCAAAAGUUUCCUAUCAAAAUACAUCUGACAAAAGAUGAAGAACCACUUCAAUGUUAGCUCCUUCCCCAGCCUGAGCGCCCCAGCGAUUGUGGGAAACGCUUGCGGAAUCGACUUCAGUCAAGACGGCAUCUUUCUUCCCGUCUUGUACGGGAUCUUCUUCAUUAUCGGCACUCCUUUAAACCUGUUAGCGCUCUUUGGGCUCUACAGACUCAUCCAGUCAGAGAACGUCCUACCAGUGUAUGUCAUCAACCUUCUGAUCGCGGAUCUAAUUCAACUUCUGACUUUGCCUUUGUGGAUAGACUACUAUGCAAACGGACACCACUGGCGCUUCGGACCCCGGAGCUGUCAGUUCAUGGGUUUGUUUUUUUACAUUAGCAUUUACGCGGCCAUCUUCUUCAUGUGUAUCAUCGCUCUAGAACGUCACUUGGCCAUCGCCAGGCCUCUCAGUUUCAAGUAUCUCCGUAACUUGAAGUUUGCUCGCUGGAUUGCACUCGGCAUUUGGAUUCUAAUUGCGGUGCCACCUGCCAUUGCGUUCGACAAGCUCUUUCCCAAGCAGGGAAAUUACACUCUUUGUAUCGAGAAGUAUCCCUCAGAGGGCAGUUUUAUCACCUACAGGCUGAUUACUCUGCUUGUGUCCUUCAUCAUACCCCUGAGUUUCAUUGUUGGUCUCCACAGAGAGACCGUGCGCUCGCUGAUGGCAAUCAACUCGCUUUUAUCCGAGGAGAAGAGGAGUAUCAGGGGUCUGCUCACCCUUCUGGUGGCCGUGUUUGUCACGGUGCUGGGGCCGUAUCAUUUCAUCGGCUGUGUGAAGUACGUCGGACUGCUGAUACACAGCAGUCCUUGCGUUUGGGAGAAGGCUGUGUUUGUGCCCUAUCAGUUAGGACGAGGCUUUCUGAGCCUUAACAGCUUGCUGGAUCCUGUGUUUUACAUCUUUCUCCGCAGAGACUUCCGUGCCGUCGCUGGCAAGUACUUGCCCUGCCUGAGGAGAGUGAGGAGCAGAUCGUAUCGGACAGAGAAAGCAACAAGCUCCACUCUAGACUGUGAUUGAAAAUGUCCCCCUGGUUAUGUAUUUCAAAUACACUUUGGACAAAGAACUAAGAAACUAUGCCAAACUCAUACAGAAGGCUUAAUUAAAUCUAUGGUGGCGCCGUCAUCUAAGACAGAUGUUUCAGCAUCAUUGUUCAUUUUUAUUUAGAAGACAUUUGGCAUUGCUAUGCUUUUAGUUGGCCCUGCUAGCUCUUGACCGUCUUGUUUGUCUGUUGAUCAUUUCCAUGCCUGCACUGCAGGAAUGAUUUUUAUUUUAUUUUAAUUGAUCUCAUAUUAUCUUAGCUUAUUUGUCUCUCAGGAUUUUCUACGUCUACACUGCUGAAACAAAAAAAAAAAAACAUAUUAACAUUUCAUUAUGUUUUUGGCAGUAGACUUGGUGGUAUAGGGUAAACUUUGUACAUUUUUAAAAGAACUUGCCUUUCCUGCAGGAUCACUGCUGAUACUAUUUCAGGUGCGAAAAUAUAACACGUCUAGUCAAAUACAUGCACAUCUUUCUUAUAACCAACUUUACCAAGAAUUAUAUUUCUUUCUGAAUUCUUUGUCUCUCAGUCAUUUCCAUGUUUGGAACAAAACUAGAAUAUUAAUUCUAUUUCAUUGUGUUUUUGGCAGUAGACUUGGUGGUAUAUAGCUUAGAUUUCUUUGAAUUUAAAAGGAAACUUCCUUUUUUCGCACAUUCAGUGCUGAUACUAUUUUGGGUGUGAAACUGAAACCAAAUCUAGACAAAUACAUAUGCACAUCUUUCUUUUAGUUAAUAUAAUAACCAACAAUUACAUUUCUUUCCUAUCCCUGAAAAGGUAACACACAACAUCUGAAUAAAUCGGGUUGAUGUUGUUUCUAUACAUAUGACCUGUUUUUCUGAAUAAAAUGAUUUUAUCUUA